AUCGGGCCGCUGGCCGAGCAGCGUUUCCGCUCGCCGAGCAGCUAUGGCGGCGUCGCUGGGCGGUAUGUUCUCCGGGCAGCCUCCAGGUCCUCCGCCGCCCCCGCAGGGGCUCCCCGGCCAGCCGUCGCUCCUGCAAGCAGCCCCCGGGGCUCCGAGACCUCCCAGCAGCACCUUGGUGGACGAGUUAGAGUCCUCCUUCGAGGCUUGCUUUGCUUCCCUUGUGAGUCAGGAUUAUGUCAAUGGGACCGAUCAGGAAGAAAUUCGAACGGGUGUUGAUCAGUGUAUCCAGAAGUUUUUGGACAUUGCAAGACAGACAGAAUGUUUUUUCUUACAAAAAAGAUUGCAGUUGUCUGUCCAGAAACCAGAUCAAGUUAUCAAAGAGGAUGUCUCGGAACUGAGGAGUGAAUUGCAGCGGAAAGAUGCGCUGGUCCAGAAGCACCUGACAAAGCUGAGGCAUUGGCAGCAGGUGCUGGAGGACAUCAAUGUGCAGCACAAAAAGCCAGCCGAAAUCCCUCAGGGCUCCUUGGCCUACCUCGAGCAGGCGUCUGCCAACAUUCCUGCACCUCUGAAGCAGACCUAAGGGCUCAGGCCUGUGGUGCAGCUCUGCAGUCCUGCUGGACAUCUUUUCUUACAGAUGUGGCAUAUCGGAAAAACUGUCCGAUAAUGAGCUGAUGUUAGUUUAUGUCUCUACCCAUUUUUAUGCUUUAUUAUUUCAGUAUGAAGCCUGGGGUGGCCUUGAAUCCAGGAUCCCCAGCCUCAGCUCCUCUAAUACUCUAAAUUCAUUAGUACUUUAUAGAAUGCCUGUUGCUUUGAAAAACCAAUUAUUUUUUGUUUAAUAUUUUGCAAAGUUUAGACUGUUCAAGUGGUGAACACAUUCUUACUUGGCCUUUACCUUUUGUUUUGACAACAUUUUGUAGCUUCAUCUCUGUAUUUUUGUUUUUUGUUUGGUGAAACCUGAAGGGAAAUAAUUUUUAAUGGUUUGAAAAGCCGGGGAUAUAAGAGUGGGUUUGGUUAUCAGCGUUAAUCACCAUCAGUGGCAGUGCAGACAAGUAUGUAACUUUGAACUACCUCAGGAGGAACCUGACAACAGUGCAGUGCUUCCAGGAUGGCACAGGUUGAGCAUGUUUUAUGUUCACACAGUGUGCUGCUAGUGUGGAUGUACAGGAGGAUGCUUACCUUAAUGUUGGAUUUUUCUCUGAGCUGAGUUGCGUUUUCUGGGUCCUUGUUCACUUUGCUCUGAAGGCACACAUGGCAGGAGCAUGGCAUGCUGAGUGCUCCCAGGCUGUGCUGUGCUGGUCAAUGGAAGGAAGGCACAGGUGAGGUGUGCAGGCCAAAGGCUGGCUUGGAUUGUCUCAGUUAUUUGCAUGUUAUUUAUAUUUUUCAGAGCAGAGUACCUCUUUUUACCCGAAACAAAUACUUUGUACCUUUUGAAUAGUGCAUCCCCAGCUUGGUUUUGGUCUUGUCCAUUUUGGUUUAUGGAGCCUUGAAGCCCCAGUCACAAACAUUGAUACCCACUCCCUGGGCAUGGCCAUCUCUCUGAAGCUUCGGAAUGCCCCUUCACUGCAUUCCAGUGUACAACCUUUUUUUUCCCCCUAGCUUUCUUAAGUUCUCCAUAGGCAUUAUGAGUAGUGCCUGUGUUACUUGCUCUGUUGUAUACCUAUGAGAAUAGGCAUUUCCUUGAUUAUUCGAGAUCUUACUAUUUUGUGUGUGUGUGUGUGUGUGUGUGUGUGUGUGUGUGUGCUUGAUUGUAUAUUUAGCACCUGGACAAAUUAGAACCAGCCUGAGACCGUCAGGUCCCCUUCUUUAGAAUGUACAUUGUUGAAGAACUUAGGUUGGCACGGUGGCAUGCUUGUAAUCCAGCAUUUGGGGGGUAGAGGAAGGAGGAUUGGAAUUUAAUGCCAUCUUCAGCUACAUAGCAAGUUUAAGUCUGUUGUGGGCUGCAUGAGAUCAGUCCCUCCCAACCUCUGGCAAAAAAGAAAUAAAACCUCACUCAUUUUAUGAA
Psammomys obesus (fat sand rat) is the source of this 2002-nucleotide messenger RNA. RefSeq names its product mediator complex subunit 28 (gene Med28). The transcript is spliced from 4 exons. The record is from RefSeq and is a predicted model, not a curated record. Gene Ontology annotation, cellular component: mediator complex. Bases 44 to 580 code for a protein of 178 amino acids. NCBI's taxonomy places the organism in Eukaryota, Metazoa, Chordata, Mammalia, Rodentia, Muridae.